GUAAUUUAUCCCUCAUCCUACAUCGACAAUCCAGGUUUGCGGAAGCGGAAGUCUUGACGAUGGAGAUAUUGGACACAUUGGAACAGAAGCAUGGCAAGGGUCAUUGCAAAGCAUUCAAGACAUUGCAAUAUCUGGCAACACUCGUACAUUGGCAGGGCAGGCCUGAAGAAGCGUUGGAGAUGAUAGCAUCACUGUACGACAUGCAGAAAGCGAUGUUAAGGAAUGAUCACCCGGACACGAUCUACAGCAGGCAGUACCUGGCGGAAUUGGAAGCGGAGCUUGUAGCGACCGGGCAGGGCUCUUCAAUCGUGAUCUCUUUUGUAAUUUAGGAAUGGGUUUUCUUUCUCACGACUCGCGCAGUGAAGCUUAGGAUGUAACGAC
This is a messenger RNA of Alternaria rosae, 381 nucleotides long. RefSeq lists its product as uncharacterized. Gene Ontology annotation, molecular function: protein binding. The transcript has a single exon. The record is from RefSeq and is a predicted model, not a curated record. NCBI's taxonomy places the organism in Eukaryota, Fungi, Ascomycota, Dothideomycetes, Pleosporales, Pleosporaceae. The annotation marks the transcript as partial.